Dipodomys ordii (Ord's kangaroo rat) is the source of this 5623-nucleotide messenger RNA. It is a transcript of the gene Zbtb43, whose product is annotated as zinc finger and BTB domain containing 43. Gene Ontology annotation, biological process: regulation of transcription by RNA polymerase II. Gene Ontology annotation, molecular function: DNA-binding transcription factor activity, RNA polymerase II-specific; protein binding; RNA polymerase II cis-regulatory region sequence-specific DNA binding. The record is from RefSeq and is a predicted model, not a curated record. Lineage: Eukaryota; Metazoa; Chordata; Mammalia; Rodentia; Heteromyidae. The transcript is spliced from 3 exons. Bases 224 to 1627 code for a protein of 467 amino acids.
CAGAAAUGAAGUAACCAGAAUCUGUACAAAAAUCUGCCUGAGGAGGAAACUUGAAAGAUUCUGAUGCAGAAAGCUUUACAAGAAAUCAAUGUUAUUUAAUUUGAAGCAAAACUGAAAAAUGAAUCCAUCUUCGUUCAUUUAUACAUACUACUUUUUGAUGGUCAUGGCAUAAAUAUCUGAGGAAUUCAAGUUUGCAUUAGCACUAAACAAGAUUUGUGAUGAAAUGGAGCCUGGAACAAACUCUUUUCGAGUCGAAUUUCCUGAUUUUUCCAGCACCAUUCUGCAGAAACUGAACCAGCAACGCCAGCAAGGACAAUUAUGUGACGUCUCUAUUGUUGUCCAAGGCCACAUUUUCCGGGCACACAAAGCUGUUCUUGCUGCCAGUUCACCCUACUUUUGUGAUCAAGUACUCCUAAAAAACAGUAGGAGAAUUGUGUUGCCUGAUGUGAUGAACCCAAGAGUGUUUGAGAACAUUCUCCUAUCUAGUUACACAGGACGCCUGGUUAUGCCUGCCCCAGAAAUUGUUAGUUACUUAACCGCAGCCAGCUUCCUCCAGAUGUGGCAUGUGGUGGACAAAUGCACAGAGGUUUUAGAGGGAAACCCUACAGUCCUUUGUCAGAAACUAAAUCAUGGCAGUGACCACCAGUCUCCAAGCAGCAGUAGUUAUAAUGGCCUGGUAGAGAGUUUUGAGCUGGGCUCUGGGAGCCACACUGAUUUCCCCAAAGCCCAGGAAUUAAGGGAUGGUGAGAAUGAAGAGGAGAGCACCAAAGAUGAACUGUCAUCUCAGAUCACCGAGCACGAAUACCUUCCUAGCAACUCAUCCACCGAGCAUGACCGGCUGAGCACUGAAAUGGCAAGCCAGGAUGGGGAGGAGGGGGCCAGUGACAGUGCUGAGUUCCAUUACACCCGGCCCAUGUACAGCAAGCCCAGCAUAAUGGCUCACAAACGCUGGAUCCACGUGAAGCCUGAGCGCUUGGAACAGGCUUGCGAAGGCAUGGAUGUGCACGCAGCCUAUGAUGAGCACCAGGUCACUGAGUCUAUCAAUGCCAUGCAGACCGAACACUCAGUCCAGCCUUCAGGAGUGGAGGAGGACUUUCAUAUUGGGGAAAAGAAAGUAGAGGCAGAGUUUGAUGAGCAGGCCGACGAAAGCAACUACGAUGAGCAGGUGGAUUUCUAUGGCUCUUCCAUGGAGGAAUUUUCUGGAGAGAGGUCAGAUGGGAAUCUGAUUGGGCACAGACAAGAGGCCGCCCUGACAGCAGGCUACAGUGAGAAUAUUGAAAUGGUAACUGGGAUUAAAGAAGAAGCUUCCCAUUUAGGAUUCUCAGCCACAGACAAGCUGUAUCCUUGUCAGUGUGGGAAAAGUUUCACUCACAAGAGUCAGAGAGAUCGACACAUGAGCAUGCACCUCGGUCUUCGGCCUUAUGGCUGUGGUGUCUGUGGUAAGAAAUUCAAAAUGAAGCACCAUCUCGUGGGCCACAUGAAAAUUCAUACAGGCAUAAAGCCCUAUGAGUGUAAUAUCUGUGCAAAGAGAUUUAUGUGGAGGGACAGUUUCCAUAGGCAUGUGACUUCUUGUACCAAGUCCUAUGAAGCUGCAAAGGCUGAACAGAAUACAACUGAGGCUAACUAAAAAUAGAGGCUGGCCCUUGAGUGGCAUGCACAGAAAUAAACUAUGGUAAUUAAUGCAAAUCUGGGCACAGAUGAUGCGUGCUACUUGCUAUUAUGAGAAAAGCUUAAAAAAAAGGAAGAUAUUUCUGAAAGACCAGCUCUAAGUAGGCCAAUUAAAAAAAUCUAAUUCGUUGGAUUGGUAUGUGCCAGUCCUGGCCUGGAAUGGGUGAGAGGGAUAAGUUCAUCUGAUGCACAGCUGGCAAGGGAAACCUUCAAGCCAGCUGUGAUUGAGGCAGGUGGACUUGGGGAAAGAGACAUCUGCACUUGGAACUGGACUGCAGCCUACCAGUUCCAUCUCAGGUGGCAGCGAUUUUUGACCACACAUUAUCACAAGGUCAUGUUUUACUUUGCUCUUAUUAUAGAUCCUUAGGUAAUGUGGAUUUGUUUUGGUAGCUGCUUCACUGAAUGAAAUGCUACUUAUGUAAAAGCUUCAAAUAAUGUGAUUCCUGGGAUGAGAAAUUGGUUAACACAGCAAUCUUGUCUGAUGUUAUUCUUUCUAAAGGAUACUUUAGGACUGGGGAGGGCCUAAGAGGGUGACAUUGGAGGCCUGAAAUCAGUAACCUAUGAGACAAGUUUCAAUUUCUGUAAGAUGCCAUUGUCACAAUGUUUCAAACUUUAGUAUUUUAAUACUAAAAUACUUUAGGUGAGUUUGAACUAUUGUAUCUAAUUCUAAUCCUCUUGAGUGCCAGAGUUAGGUGUUUCUGGUUACCCUUCCCUCAGUUCUGUCUAGUUGUAGCAUCCACACAUGAGAUCCACUUCAGCUAGGAGACUUCUGACCACAGUAUAGAGGAGUGCACCAGCUGUUGCUCUUGAAAUCAUGGUGCUUCCCAACAAGGACACCUGAGACCACAGUUCAUGGGAUGGAGCUGGAACCAUAGCCGAGAGUUGGUGCCAUAUUAACCCUCACUGUCAGAAUGAUAGUUGGGGAAGAAGCAGAAUCUUGUGUGUCAGGUUAUACUCGAAAGUAGAUGGCCCAAGAAAAAGAUAGAGGAAUACUCAUGGAGGAAAGAGUACAGUGAGCUAAAACUGGCAGUUCUUUAUGCUGUGCUGUGAUAUUUGUUUAAGGGAGAAAGAAGGGUGGGAAUGGCUCACACCUGUAAUUCCAGCUAUUGGGCAGAUUGUAGUUCCAGGCCAGCCCAGACAAAAAAUUUGCAAGACCCCCCCCCUCACUCCCAACUCAGCAAUUAAAGAAAGCUAGUCAUAGUGGUUCAUACCUGUCAUCCCAGCUAGAUGGGAAGUGUAAAUGGGGGAUCACAGUCCAAGCUGGCCCAGCCCUAUUUGAAAAAAUAACUAAAGCAAAAAGGACUGGGGGCAUAACUCAAAGGGUGCAGUACCUACCUAGUGAGUAGCAGGCCCUGAGUUCACACCCUAGUACCACUGGUUAAAGGCUGAGGAAGAAGUCCUAAUUUUAGCAAAAUAGUCUGACGGAUUCAUGCUCCCAAGUUACAGAAGAAGCUGCAUAAAUUUACAAGUCUGCACAUAGCUAUAUCUAGCAAACAAUAAGCCGAGCUACUAGUCUAAGGCCUUUUCUGCUGAUCAAUCAGUUGUUUUAGGGUCAACAGAAGGCAUGUAUCCAGAAUGCCGUUCAGCUGUGUAGCAUGUCUGAGGUUACCAGGAUAGGACAGGGUGCUACUGUUUUGUCAUCUUUUUAGAAACUUACUGCUCUAUUACUUCGAAGUAGAAACUUGUUUUCGUCCAAAUAAAAAAAUAGUUUUUCUUGGACUUUGGGUGAAAUUUUGUUUUAAAAGUUUUGCUUUGCUCGAAUGUGAUAGACAUUACUGGCAAAGGCCUCUGCUCUUCAAGCACCCCUCACCCAGGGUUUCCUUGUUGAACAUUAUCUGGAGAGUGGGGAGAAAGUACCACUUAGCUCUUGCAAUCAAGAUUUACAAAACAUUACAUAACAGGGAUCUACUCACUAACACUGUAUCAGUCUAUAUAAAAAGCACUUUGUAUUUAAAACUUUAUUAUAAAUAUAUAUAGUUGGUUUUUUUAAAUUUAGAGACUAGAUAUUACCUCUUGGUUGUUUGUCACAUGAAUACUAUCUUCUCUUAAUGUUGAAACUUUGGCACUGGACAGUCCUUUCUCAGUACCACAUGGACAUGCAUUGAGGCUGGACAUAUAUGUUAGAGACCAGGGUGGGUAUAAUAUUGGCCACUACAGUGAGGAGAACUUGAUCUAUUGCUCCUACUAAUUUCCAUAGUAAAACACUGAAGCCAUCUGUUCUACCCAAAGCUGGUCACCGCUCCCAUGGUAUCAGCAGAACAUUUUUUUUUUGCCUGUUGAAAAGGUUCAGCGUGAUGUUUUCUAUUAAAGAUUCUAUUUAAAUGAGCACUAGGACAUUUGGGGUGGAAUCUAAAUGGUAAAAUUAAAAUCUUCUGGGGAAACCAUAGUCCCUCAGUUACGCUGAAUCAGCACUCUCAUCCUGAGUGGUGAUAAAGAGCUUUUGUUCAGCCAGGAGUGUGGCCAGCCCCUGGGGGCCAGCUCUGCUGGGACUUAUCUAAUAUGUUUGAAGAGUAGUAUCUUACCAAAUUCCUUCUGUGAACAUCAGCUGCUAAACGUAGAAGUUAAGUUCUUCACAUAUGCCCUUUUUUGUAAUUGGGUUUUUGUAAAACCUGGGGUUGCUCAUUGGGUCAGCCAGAGCCUGUAAGAUAUUUGAGUGUAUUGAGAUACUGGCUGUGUUCAGGAGGAAGAAGAAGGGACAGCCUUAGCCUGGGUGUUAAAAAGUAAAUAUUAAUAAGAUGCUCUUUUAGGUUAGGAGAUCAUUGUAAUGACAGUCUCUUCCCUUAGUGUCAACACAGCUUUAGAAAAUCUUCAUCCUUCCAGAUGAGGUUGGAUAGUUGUGGGUGGCAUUUUCCAAGCAAUCUUUCAAGGAUCAUUUCCAUACAUGUUUAACUAAGGUGUUUGUCUCCUAUUUUGAGUCUUAACUGUGAUUUUCCUCCAUCUUGGUAGUAACAGGCUUCAGACACCACUGGUGGCAUUUGGUAUUCUGUGUAGACCAUGCCCUUUGUUUGGAUGAACACAGAUAACAAUAAUCUACUUGGUCCAACAAAGGAAGGAAUGAGGUGACCGGUCCUCAUGUGCUAAGAGCUGUCUUUAGGCUCUUCUCAGCGCUGACCUGUCAGUUUCUAUGUCUCACCUUUCUCCAGCUUAAUUUGGCCUCUGUUUUUAAGGAUCUCUCCAAAAGGCCCCUUUCCUUAUAGGAGUACUUGAUGCUGGGCAGGUUCUAGCUAUUUAGCAAGCUGUGGCUCCAGCUUGCCGAGGGAUGCAAACCCUGAGCUGGUGUGGGAAGGAAGUUGAAGAGCAAGAGGCUGUGUCUUCCCCUGGGAAGUGCUUUAGCCUUAAAGGCUGAUGAGAGUAUGUCUACCACAGAUCCAGGGGUUUGCUCUGUGGUACGUUAGAUACUGGAAGAAACCAAGGGAUGCAUUACCCCAACCCCCUUCUGUGCCACUAAUUUCUGUGGAUUUAGGUUGCAUUCAUGGGUGACUAAAUUUGUCCAGAGAAACCAGGGUUUGUUUUGGUUUUUGGUUUUUUGCUACUUAAAGGUACAUGUUUCUUAUCUCAAUUUCUACUGAUAAUGCCCUAUGGGAAGAUGCUGGAACACAUUUUGCAAAUGUGACUUUUUUUUUUUUUUUAAAUUUUGCUUGAAGCCUGUGUCAUGUCAGUUGCUGCUGCUGCCUUCUUUCUUUUGAUGAGGUUCCCACUGUUUCUCCUAGAAAAUUACUUUAUUUAUGCAAGUCAGGUGACUUAGGCCACAAAACCAUUUGAUGAUAAACAGAUUAUCAUUAGGUGCAUAUCUUAUUGACAUUUUGUGAAAUGUUAUGCCUGUAUUGCAAAAGUUGAAUAGUUUUGUCUUUAUAUAAUUGCUGUCUUCAGUGUACAGCAUGGUUUUACUUAAUUGAAUGUUACUGUUUAAUAUUUUCUUCUUAUAGAAGAGACCAUGCCCUUUUGUAUGACAUGU